Meloidogyne enterolobii is the source of this 2448-nucleotide messenger RNA. NCBI's taxonomy places the organism in Eukaryota, Metazoa, Nematoda, Chromadorea, Rhabditida, Meloidogynidae. The record is from the annotation of a GenBank genome assembly.
AUGUCUAAUGUUUAUUUUGAAGAUCUUUUUACUGUCAAAAACGUCGAUCCGGAUGGAAAGAAGUUUGACCGUGUUAGCAGAUUGUUCUGUGACUCCGAAUCGUUUAAAAUGGAUCUGAUUUUGGAUGUCAACACUCAACUAUACCAGCUUGGUAUCAACGACAAGUUUCGUCUUAUGCUGUGCUCGUCAAUGCGCGAUGAUGGUCUUACAGAUGAAGGAGAAUAUGAUAAAACGAUUGAAAACGUCCCUCGUGUUCGUAUGUUUGAAUAUGUAAUGUAUGGAAAAAUCUACAGAAUUGAGGGGGAUGAAUACAACACAGAAACUAGCCGUCUAGCUGCUUAUGUUUCGUUUGGAGGACUUUUAAUGAGAAUUCAAGGAGAGGCAAACAAUUUAAAUGGAUUUGAAGCAGACAAGAAUAUUUAUUUGUUGAUUAAAAAGAUUGAGACAAUUGAAAAAUUACUGAAGGAAAUGAACAAAGGAGUUUGUAGCAAAAAUUUAUUGGAAGAAUGUCCUGAAUUGGGAGAGAAGAUUAUUGAAAAUGAGAAGCUGAAAUACAGAUUAAAUAUUUUGAAAAGGUCGGCUGAACAAAGCAAUGGAGUGGAAGAAAAGAAGGCACCAGAACCUCCUCAAAAAAUUGCAAAAGAAGUUACUAAACAUUUUGAAGUUGUGGAUUAUGGAGAUUCUAUUAUUGAGAAGUUGAACAAUCUUUUUACGAAUGUUAUUAAAAAGUCUUUCCCAAGCUGGUCUCAACCUGUUAAUAUUAAAGAAACCUUCAAUCCAAAAUAUGGCGAUUAUCAGUUUGACUCCUGUUUUCAAAUUUCUCGUCAUUUAAUUACUGAAAAGAAAAUGAAAACUUCUCCAAAAGAUAUUGCAGCAGAAAUUAUUAUUAAUUUGGAGAUGAUUCCUUUGGUUGAAAAGUAUGACAACGUUAAUGGUUACAUAAACAUCUUUUUGAACACCAAACAUUUGGGAAAGAAAAUAGGAGAGGCUUGUGCUAAGGGUGUUUCAAUCCCAAAAAUUUCAAAAAGGCAUGUGGUUGUUGAUUAUUCUUCUCCAAAUAUUGCAAAACAAAUGCAUGUUGGCCAUCUUCGUUCAACUAUAAUUGGGGAUUCUAUUGCUCGUUUACUUGAAUUUAUUGGAUUUUCGAUUGUGCGUAUUAAUCAUAUAGGUGAUUGGGGAACCCAAUUUGGAAUGCUUAUUGCUUAUUUACGUGAACGUUUUCCAAAUUAUUUGACUGAAAAGCCUAAAAUUGAAGAUCUUCAAACUUUUUAUAAGGAAUCUAAAACAAAAUUUGAUGAAGAUGGAGAUUUUAAAUCUCGUGCUUAUCAAUGCGUGGUCAAACUACAAAAUGGUGAAAAAGAAUUUAUUGAUGCGUGGAAUAUGAUUUGUGAUAUUAGUCGAAAAGAAUUUGAGAAUAUUUACAAACGUUUGGAUGUUUUAAAUUUGGUAGAAAGAGGAGAAUCCUUUUACCAAUCAAGAAUGUUAUCUUUAGUCAAAGAAUUAGACAAUGAAGGGAUUUUAAAAGAAGAAGAUGGACGAAAAUUAAUGUUUAUCGAUGGAUGUAAUAUUCCUUUAACUGUUGUUAAAAGUGAUGGAGGAUUUACUUAUGAUACAAGUGACCUGGCUACAAUAAAGCAAAGAUUAUUUGAAGAAAAGGCUGAUUGGAUUUUGUAUAUUGUUGAUAGAGGACAGUCUGAACAUUUGGAGACGAUUUAUGCAGCUGCUCAAAAAUUAAAUUGGUAUGAUCCUAAUGAGAAGAGAGUUGAACAUGUGCAAUUUGGACUUGUUUUGGGAGAAGACAAAAAGAAAUUCAAAACUCGAUCUGGCGAUACAGUCAAACUUUUGGAUUUGUUGGAUGAAGGUGUUAGAAGAGCUGAGGAGAAAUUACGAUCGAGGGAAACGAAUUUUGAAUCUGAUGAACAAUUAAUUGAAGCAGCAGAAUCUUUAGCUUAUGGAUGUAUUAAAUACGCUGAUUUGUCUCAAUCAAGAAUUGCUGAUUAUGUUUUUUCUUUUGAUAGGAUGCUUGAUGAUCGUGGAAAUACAGCAGUUUAUCUUCUUUAUGCUUAUACACGUAUAAGAGCAAUAGCCAGAAAUGCCAAAGUUGAACGAACUACAAUUAACAAUUAUUUGGCUCAACUUGAAGAUGGUAUUCCUUUAGAACAUCCAAGAGAAAUCCGAUUGGCUAAACAAAUUCUAAAGUUCUCGGAUUGUAUAUUAAACACAGUUACAACUCUACAUAUUAGCAAAAUUUGUGAUUAUGUGUAUGAAUUGGCAACACUUUUUCACGACUUUUAUAAAGAAUGCUACGUUAUUAACAAAACAAAUACUGAAGAUGGGACAGAGCAAAUCAACAUUAAUUACAAUCGACUUGUUUUAUGCGAAGUUGUUGCAGAUGUUAUGCAACAAUGCUUCUCAAUAUUAGGAAUUAAACCAAUUGAUAGGAUGUGA